This is a messenger RNA of Fusarium subglutinans, 1704 nucleotides long. Its product is annotated as amidase. The record is from RefSeq and is a predicted model, not a curated record. Bases 1 to 1704 code for a protein of 567 amino acids. The transcript has 7 exons. Lineage: Eukaryota; Fungi; Ascomycota; Sordariomycetes; Hypocreales; Nectriaceae.
AUGGGCGGCGGUCAAUCUCGACUUGAAGAGGUGGACGGCGUCCCCUAUCUAGUCCAUCCACAGUGUCUCGCCAAGGUUGUAGAUUCUGCUAACGUAUCUCAAAAACUCUCUACUGUCGUUCCUGUUGUCCUUCUUCAAGUUGGUUGCGACUAUCUAUCGCUGUUCUCUGCUCCAGAACCGGAAAAGGGUUCUUCGGGAUACUCAAUCGUUUCAAAGCUUCUGAUCGCUUCUCUGGCGUUUUCCACUCGGUCCCAGGCUCCAGAGAGCCAUCUUCCACCCAGUCCAUACUUCCUCCGUGAUGGUGGAAUCCAUCAAGCUUAUCGCUUAUACGAGGACACCCUGGAUAGUUUCAUCUUCGGAGUGAUUCCGCUUGAUGCUUUGAACCCGGAAGAGUAUGUUCCCCUGGAUCUGCUCAGCCCAAAUGGGCUGUGGAAAAGAAUCGCGGUCCCGAGUCGUCUCUGCACUGUCCGAACCUCCGAAACACCUCUUGCUGGUGCGCGUAUGGGCAUCAAAGAUAUCUUCCGUCUCAAAGGUACUCAAACAACCAUGAUGAGUCGGCCGUGGAUCGAGCUUCACGAUCCAGAUGGACAAAGCGCCGACUACACCAUGAAACUCAUUAAGUUGGGCGCUGUGAUCGUGGGUAAAACUAAGAUGACCUCUUUCGCAUCUCCCGAAGAACCGACAGACCAGUGGGUUGACUUCCAUUGCCCCGUCAAUCCUCGUGGAGAUGGCUAUCAGAGCCCAUCGAGCAGCUCAACAGGAGCUGCUACCUCUCUAGCGGGCUAUGACUGGCUGGACUUCUCCAUUGCGGGAGACUCUGCUGGCAGUGUCAGGGCACCAGCGCCUUGCAACGGCUUGUUCUCGCUUCGACCUAGCUUCGGCUCUACAUCCAUGAAUGGAAUACCAGUCAACUCACCUGCCUUUGAUACUGUUGGUCAAUUUGGUCGCAGUUUAGAUGAUCUUCAAUUUAUUGUGUCGCACACCUUCGAGAACAUUCACCAGAACUUCUCCGAAUUCCCGUCCAGGAUACUCUAUCCUAAAGAAUUCUACCCCUUGGCCAACGCAGAGCAACAGGCUAUGACAGAGGACGCCAAGUUUGGCAAGAACCCGUUCGUCAGCUCAGUCGUGCGAUUCCGAUGGGAUCUUGGAAAAGAUGUCACCCUCCAGGAAUACGAGGUAUACGUGAAACAACUCGAGGUUUUCAGAAAUUGGUUCACAGAGAACUUCAUGGGCCCGGAUUCGAAGACUCUUUCCAACGCCAUCCUCAUCAUGCCCUACGGAGAACCCCAUCCAGAGUACCGUGAUGAGGCGAGCCCGCCUGCUGGGACCUUCCCUACCAUCGCAGAGAAGUUUAUCUCGCCUAUUCUACUUGCGCCUCAACUCGUACUGCCAUUUGCUCAGAUGUCGUACCUCUCAAAGGUCAGCGGAAGACCCGAGAUGCGGCCCAUUGCUAGCACUAUGAUAGGAGCAAAGGGGAGCGAUCUCAUGCUGAUCAAACUUGCCACUGAGGCUUUCAAAAAGGCCGGGUGGCCUACAAGCAUUCAGACGGGUCGUUAUAUGUAUCCUGUUGCUGAUAAUGCGAGGAAUGCUGGUUCAGUGCCCGGCGACAGUCUGGCGGCGUACGAGACAAGACAGAGAGCUGUUCAAGAACUUCAGAAAGCGUUCGAAAACAGUAUUGGUGGUUUGGUUUGUAAUGCCAUGUAA